Molecule: messenger RNA, 2739 nt
Organism: Nothoprocta perdicaria
Lineage: Eukaryota; Metazoa; Chordata; Aves; Tinamiformes; Tinamidae
Gene: DNAJC27
Product: DnaJ heat shock protein family (Hsp40) member C27
Exons: 7
Coding region: 232-987 (251 amino acids)
Molecular function (GO): GTPase activity; GTP binding
Source: RefSeq, a predicted model, not a curated record
GCCCCGGUGGCGGCCAAGGACGGGCUUUAGAACCGAGUUUAUCCCCUGUGCCAGGCGGCCUAUGGGCCUGUGAGGUGAAAGCGGCCGGGCCUGCCCUGAGUGCCCCUGUGUUCUGCCCAGCCCCAGUGCCACCCCCGUGCCAGGCACUCGAGCACCAUCCUCAGCCCUUAGCAGGGGAGGAGCAACAAAGGCUCAGGCAGCGCCUGGGCCGCUGAUUUUCCCCUGUCAGGAAUGAAACUCAUCCCAGCGAAGAGCUGCAUUAUAAAGCGCUACUGUGAGAAGAGGUUCGUUCCCAAGUACCUGGCGACCAUUGGCAUCGACUACGGCGUCACCAAGGUGCAGAUCAGGGACCGGGAGAUCAAGGUGAACAUCUUUGACAUGGCCGGGCACCCCUUCUUCUACGAGGUGAGGAACGAGUUCUACAAGGACACGCAGGGGGUCAUCCUGGUCUACGAUGUGGGGCAGAAGGAUUCCUUUGACGCGCUGGAUGGCUGGCUCGCCGAGAUGAAGCAGGAGCUGGGUCCCCAUGGGAACAUGGAGAACGUCGUCUUCGUUGUCUGCGCCAACAAGAUCGACUGCACCAAGCACCGCAGCGUGGACGAAAGCGAGGGGCGGCUCUGGGCGGAAAGCCGCGGCUUCCUUUAUUUCGAGACUUCGGCRCAGACGGGAGAAGGCAUCAACGAGAUGUUCCAGACCUUCUACUCGGCCAUCAUCGACCUGUGUGACAACGGUGGGAAGCGGCCCCCGUCCAGCGUGGCCGUUGGCUUCACCAAGGAGCAGGCGGAUGCCAUCCGCAGGAUCCGCAACAGCAAGGACAGCUGGGACAUGCUGGGCGUCAAACCCGGGGCCACGAGGGACGAGGUGAACAAAGCCUACAGGAAGCUGGCCGUGCUGCUGCACCCCGACAAGUGCGUGGCGCCGGGCAGCGAGGACGCCUUCAAAGCCGUGGUGAACGCCCGCACCGCCCUGCUCAAGAACAUCAAGUAGGGGCCAAGGGGCUGCCCCCGCUGGACGCCUUCCCGCCAGCUCCCCGGCAGCCGCGUGUCCGCAGGGAAGCCCUUUUCCCCUCCGCACUCCUGGAUYGGAUGUGGAUGCUCCGAGCACUGGCGCUGCCCGCUGGGCCACAUCCGAGCGUGGUCCCCUUGGCAUGUGGCCCCACGAGCACAGAGGAGGAGAGAGGGACCUCGGGUCGUGGUUAGCAGAAGCAGCGCUGAGAGCAGCAGGUUUCCUGCCUUCCCGGCCACCUUUUCCUUCCUGGGAUGCGGAUGGCUGGAGUGAGAGCCACGUGUGACCCCAAAUGCCGCCCUUGCUGUGCCCCCCUUGCUGGGGCUGCCUCGGGGCUCCCCCAAGCACCCCCUCUUGCCAGAGGCCUCGUCGCCAGCCACACCUGCCCCUUGCUUUCCUUGCAUCCGUUGGGAAUGAGUGAAGGGACCUGGGCCAAGCCUCAUCCCAAGGCCGAGUGUCCCGUUCCUCCCUGGCCGGUGCCCUUCCUCCUGGGGCUGCCGCGGUGCUGAGAACGGUCCCACCUCCUGAUCCCAGCAUGGAGCCUCCUACGGCUGCCUCCUCCCGUGUCCCCGAGCCACGCAGGGCACGGAGGGUCCCGGGGGCUGCCCCUGCUCUCCUGGCCYUCCGCUCGCCCUGUAUCGCCCUGCUUUGCAGGUGGGGUCCCUCUCUGCCUCCCCAGUCAGCAGCUGGGGCCGGCUGGCUCCAUCCCAACACACAGUCCCAGUUUUCUCUGCAUGUUCAUGCUGGGYGCCCCAAGAAGGAGAUGCGGAGGGUUGAGACUUGGCUGUCGCGCUGCUGAGGGAGGGCAGAGGUCCGGGCYCCUGGAGAGCAAACAGGAGGCGCCUUUAGCGCCCACAGUUUCAGCAGCCCCCCCUUUAUUUAUUUACUGCUGUGCACUUGGCAAGAAAGACACCACGUCAUGAAGUGAAAGGCRCUGAGUGUAUUUUCGUGUGCUGCAUGAGGACACUAAGUUAUAGAAAGCCACCGAGUGCAUGUGCRUGGCCCCGAGCCCUGUCCCAAGCGCAUCCCGUUCAGGAGCGUUUUCUCCCAUGCUCAGUGCAAUUUUCUUUCACUCCAGGGCAGCUUUUCUGUAUGGCCUUUUCCAAACCUUUUGGGAAUCAACACCCAACACCCCCUUUUUGGCAGCAAACGCCAAGCAAGAGUUUGGAAGGCAGCAUCAUUUGCUGGCUCAGGUGCCAGGGUGCUGGGAGGCACCUCUUGCUUCUCCACCGGAGAAACAUCCGAAGGGAGACGUUGCUCCAAAAGGUUCAUAUUUAAAAUAGUUUUAUUUUAUCCUGCCCCGGAUGUUUUCAGAGCUGGGCUGGGGCAUGUGAGCGGACGUGGGAGCUGCAGCGAGUCCCGCUGAGUCCCGGCUGCUCCUGGAGGCUCCGGAGCUUCUGGAAACCUCCCCGCUUGCCUAGCGAAGGAAACCGCCCGCUCCCGCCUUCAAAGCCCUUUUCCUGCACUUUGUUUUUCCGUGGAGGAGGGUGAAUAAUCCCGCUGCUGAAUGGUGCRCUUGACUUGGAGGGAGAGGCCUUGGCUUCGAGGCCUCCUGGGUUCCUGUCGGCUCUCCAGGACGCCUGGGCCCUUCCUGGCCGCUCCUUGCAGAAAAGCUGUUUGCUGCUCAGGUGGCUCCGCGUGCCGGGCCRGGCUUUUCUCCCGCCUGUUUACAGAGCUCCUAGGAUGUGCAGACAUGACUGUGUCACGUCCAGCAAAGCCAGCGACCUUCUGAGC